Molecule: messenger RNA, 3521 nt
Organism: Homalodisca vitripennis (glassy-winged sharpshooter)
Lineage: Eukaryota; Metazoa; Arthropoda; Insecta; Hemiptera; Cicadellidae
Product: tetratricopeptide repeat protein 39B-like
Exons: 15
Coding region: 157-1920 (587 amino acids)
Molecular function (GO): protein binding
Source: RefSeq, a predicted model, not a curated record
UAUCACUAGCAUCUGUUCGUCUGCUGUCUGUCUGUGUUCUGUCAGAUAGGUUAUGUUUAGGUUAUGGCUGUAAAUUUACUUCAUUAUUUCUCUUAAAAAAUUAAUAUUUUAAUGGAUCUACGAUUUUAAGACUUACCCUUUACUGGCAGCUUCACCAUGGAUGUGGAUGACAUCGAAGUUGAUGAUGAGUUCGAAGAUGCGUACGAGACUCAGCCAAUGCCAACUUCCAUGGACUUGGACACUGCCAUGCAGGAGUCUCGCACCGCAGUUCAUCUGUUCUUCAACAACAAAUUUGAUGAAGCUUGGGAGUUGCUCAGGCCAUGGGUUGGAUCCAGCAUGUACCAUACUGUAGGAAAUGCUGUGUUUCAUUUCUUAGAGGCAGUACUUACGUUUGAACCUGAAAGCAUACAAAAAGCGUCAGCUGCACUGAAACAAAGCAUCCAGCUGUGUAACUUUUAUCGCAAAAGACAGACACUUUCUGAGUCAUUUGGAAAAAUGGUGAAAAAACAAAACUAUGACCAUUAUACACCAGAGGCCAUACAUGCGGAACUCUGCUACGCUGAAUCACUCUUACUGAAAUCUAUGCUCACAUUUAUCGAAGAUGAAUCCUUAGUUAACUUCAUCAAGGGUGGUAUCAAGAUACGUUCCUGUUUUAAUUCUUACAAAGAGUGUGCUAACAUCCUCCACCAAAGACACUGGACUGACGAGACACAUAAGGUGCAUUUCGAGAGUGGGGUUCGUAUGGGCAUCGGAGCUUUCAAUCUGAUGAUAUCUCUGCUACCAAGUAGGAUAAUUAAACUUCUCGAAUUCAUCGGCUUCUCAGGUAGCAAGGAGUUGGGACUGAAGGAGCUCCACUUGGGGUAUGACCUCAAACAGGGGUUGAGACACGUCUUGUCAGUCAUGACCCUUUUGUCCUAUCACCUGAUCACCGUUUAUGUCCUUAGCCACUCUGACGGUGAUCUUCAGUUGUGCGAUGAGAUAUUAAAAUCUCAACUCAAGCUCUACCCAGAAGGUGCCUGGUUCCUCUACUUCAAGGGGCGCCUGGAGUUGAUGAGAGGAAACAUCAGUGACAGUUGUGCGUGGUACAUCAAGUCUUGGAACUCUCAGAGUGUCUGGCCACAGUUCCAUCAUCUUUGCUUCUGGGAACUCAUGUGGGCACACAGCCUAGCUCUAGAAUGGGAGCAGGCCAAUGUGUAUGCCACUCUGCUGAUGAAGGAGAGUAAGUGGUCUCGCACGACAUAUGCCUAUCAGAAAUGUUCAAUCUUACUUAUGUCCGAGGAUGCUCUCUCCACUGAAGUACAAGAAUCCAUUGAUACACUCAUGAAAAACUUACCACGCUGGAAGAAGAGAGUGGCUGGAAAGUCUCUACCGAUGGAGAAGUUCUGCAUCAAAAAGUCGGAGAGAUACUGGGCCCAGGAUAGGAAACUGGUUCUACCUGUGUUUGAGCUGUUGUAUGUCUGGAACAUGUUCAAGGUUCUGGGCAAGAAGUGGAGCCUAGUCGAGGCUGUCUUUAUCAUCGUUGACAAAACUCUCAACUUAAUGAACUCGGGGAAACUGAAGAUCAGCUCUGCGUACGAGGCUGACAACCGAGGUCUGCUGCUGCUGCUCAAGGGAGGCUGUCUGCACCAGAUGAACAGCCCACUGCAGGCUGAGGAAUGUCUGAAUAGCGUUCUUACCUUGGAAAAGAAGAUCAAGGAAGACCAUUACCUGGUCCCGUACGCCCUUGUCCAGCUUGGCAUCAUCCAUUUUCAACAGGGAGCUCAUCAGAAAGCAAUCCAAAUUCUGGAAGAUGCCAAGAAAAAUUACACUGGAUAUUCUCUGGAAUCUCGAUUGCAUUUCCAGAUACACUCGGCUCUCCUGGAAUUGAAUUCCAAAGACAAGAAGGGUUCCCACGAUGUUAUCGAAUCAACUCACAUGUGAAUAGUUACCUCUGUUGAUUUGAAAACAAUUUAUAUUGUAUCAGUUCUGUAUUUUUUUCAUCGUUAUUAUUAGCUUUAAGCAUUUCUAUUCCAUUUAUACCUGCAUUCCUUAGUUGCUUAAACAUUUUUAUUUAAAGAUUAGUCUAUAUUUUGAGCUAGUUAUUAUUUAUUUACUUAUAUUUUUUUAUUAUUAUUUAUGGACGUUAAAUAGUCUUGUACUACACAACCACAUUACUUCUUCAAAGAAGUUUGAAAAAUAAGAUUUGUAAGAAUCUGUAACGGGUAAUAUAUUAUCAUAGGAAAAUUUGAUCAAAUUUCUUUUAAUGACAAAAUAAAAUUUAUAAAAUAUUUUAUGAAACGCGUCAAAGAAAUUAUACUGUGUAGUAGAAGACGUAAUUUUAUGUUUUUAAAUGCCUUUAAAACUUAUUAGUUAAUUGAUUUAAGUAUGAGUAAGAUUGAAUAUCAGGAAAUAAUUUUAUAACUUGGAAUUUUGUUCCUAUUGAGAUCAUAUUGUUGAAAUGAUAUCUUAUUUAUGGGUGUGGUUAUCACAGUACCAUAAUGUAGAAAGAUUGCACCUUACAUUAUAUAUUUACUUUGAUAUAUAAUGAUAUAAUCUGUGUCAUUUCAUAAUCCUUUUUACUUAUGUAUGAUAAAUUUAACUUGUUGAGUUAAUUGUGGUAAAUUUAACUAUUUUAAGGGUUCUUAACAAUAGUAAUCUCACAUUACAUAUUAAUAAAAUGUAAUUUGCUGAGGCAUUGACUACCGCCUAACAGUGAAUAAACAACUUUGUAAUGUGUAUAUAUACACACACACACAGUAUAUAUUACCUAUGUUAGGUAAUUUACAUUAUCAGAUAUUUAAAUCUGAUCUAAGAAUACAGGCAGUAUUAUAACAAAUCAUAGCCUAUAAAAUAUAAUAAUUAUUUACUAAAGGAAACACACAAUUUCACAAUUUGAGACUCAAAACUUUAUGACCAUUAUAAGUAUUUUUUAAGUUUUAACUUUGGGGUUCUCUAAGUCUAAAACUAGGUUCAAUACCACUUGAGUUUCUUGAAAAAAUUUAAUUUAAUGAUUUUACGUAGGACUUGAAAUGUAAUUUUUACUGCACAUUGAGGUUUUUUACCACUUCCAUCUCCAAAAGCGUUAUUUAUAUUGGUUUAAUUUAGCUCAGAGUUCAUGUUCUUUAAACAUAUUCAUCUUUUUCGUAUUUAUUGAUUACUAAAUACAUUGUAGUUGUGUCAAAAGAUGUUAUCUUUAAAAAAAAUGUUUAAAAAAUAUUAAAACAUAUUCAUUUAAUUAAAUGAUUAUUUAUAAGCCUACAACAAUAAUGAAAAUUGUGUGUGAAAAUUGUAGAUACCACUCUUUCAAGAUAGUCUGAACAAGUUACAAAUAUCUAGUCAGAUGUGUUCUAAAGUCACUGUUUAUUUUUCUCAAAUCUGAUUUUAUUGUUUUAGUCACGGUCUACAGGACUUAAUUUGUGAAGUCAAUGUAACAGCUCAAACUAAUGUUCUAAUUUCCUUUUACUAGUUUGUGACUGUUUUAUGUAUUUGUUACAUAACAAUUUAAUAAAAAAUAAAUAAAAACAGAGAUUAAAAACAUUUUA